UUGUAGUAAAAAUAAAAAUAAAAACAAUAAUUAAAAUUCAAAAAUUAUUCAAAUUAAGAAUAUUUGGUUAUAAUAUUUGAAACUUAUUUCAAAAAUGACAACUUCAAAAGAAUUAAAUUUAGCUAGAAAAAGUCUUGUAGCCUCGCUUGGUGAAAAUGCAAAAAUAUACUUUGAAAAGAUGAAGCUUUGGUUUCAAAUGAAGACAACGAAAGAAGAAUUUGAUUGUGAAGCACGAAAUAUUAUGACAGAAGAUCAAGUUCAUCUUCAUAAUGAAUUUCUUCUUUGUUUAUUUAAUAAAGUUAGAGGUUUAGCUGCUGCAACACCUACACGUAAAUUAGAUCGAGAUAAAGCUAUAAAAGAAAAGAGAUUAAGAUUAAAACGUAAAUACAAAACUGAUAAAUCAAACUUUGAGCCUGCAGAUAUGUAUGUUGAAGUUUUAAGUCAAACAUCAUCACCUGUUGGAGAUGAGCCUAUUGGAGCCAAUCGUUCUAGUGCUCAAGAACUUGUUUUGCCAGAUAGAACUUUUGUUUUAGCAAGAUUAAUGUUAGCAGCAUGGGAAAAUAAUAUGGAUGGAGCAGAAGAAAAUACUGCACAUAUAGUUAUUGCAGCUACACAGAUUUUUUUAAAAAAUAUACUUACAGCAAUAUUUACAAGAAGAAAAGGAUAUGCUAUUAGAGAUGGUUCAUUUAUUUAUAAUAUUGGAGAACCAGUACCUAGUUCAUGGAAAAGAAAUUCUACUCAUAUAUUAAAAUCAUCAGAGUAUACUGCAACAGAAAUAAUAGAUCCUUAUGGUCAAGUCCCUAUGAUAAAACAUAUUGAAGAAGCAGAACAAGCUACAGCUUUUGCUUAUGCAUGUUCUCCACAAAUUAUUCCACCUUCAUUAAAACCUGUUAAUACAGCUGAUUUACAAUAUACACUAAAGAUUUAUAAAAAUCUUGUUAGCAAUCAUACUAUAUAUGCAACUAAUAUGGAACGUUUAUUUACAUAUUCUACACAUCCAACAUGGGAAGAUCUUGAAGCUAAGAAAUUAUCAUGUCAUCAAUAUAUAAUAUAAAUAACUUGUUCUUAUAUAAAUAGAUUACACUUUAAAAUAAUUAUUUAAAAUAUAUAUAAACUAAAGAUUUAGAUUUAUAUUUUGUAAUAAAAUAUACUUUGUUAAUAAAAUAAAUUGUAAA
Messenger RNA from Apis florea (little honeybee), 1175 nucleotides. RefSeq names its product transcriptional adapter 1. Gene Ontology annotation, biological process: regulation of transcription by RNA polymerase II. NCBI's taxonomy places the organism in Eukaryota, Metazoa, Arthropoda, Insecta, Hymenoptera, Apidae. Gene Ontology annotation, molecular function: transcription coactivator activity. Gene Ontology annotation, cellular component: SAGA complex. The record is from RefSeq and is a predicted model, not a curated record.